CAAAGCAUUUCUGCACAUUUUGCCACAGGGCACGGACGAGCGGUCCGUCUGGCGCUUGAUAAUGGAAAGAAGAAAGAUCCGAGACACGUUCAAGGAUGCCAUUCGGACGCUGAACACGCUUCAGACCAACGCCAGCUACCUGGAGCAGGUGAAGCGAGAGCGGGGAGACCCCCAGGCGCAGCUAGAGGCCAUGUCCGGCUUCCUGGAACGGAGCGGGUUGAAGGUCGAAGACCUGGAUCAAUUGAACAUUAUUCACGUCACUGGGACAAAGGGCAAGGGUUCAGCAUGUGCCUUCACAGAACGCAUUCUUCGCAACUAUGGCUUAAAAACCGGUUUCUACAGUUCUCCGCACCUGGUUCAAGUCCGCGAGAGGAUCCGGAUUAACGGGCAGCCCAUCAGCAAAGAGCUUUUCAGCAAGUACUUCUGGCAGGUCUACAACCGUUUGGACGAAACCAAGGAUUCUAACCACAUGGCCAUGCCGGCCUACUUCCGCUUCCUCACCAUUAUGGCUUUCCACGUCUUUUUGCAGGAAAAGGUUGACUUGGCCGUCAUGGAAGUUGGCAUUGGGGGCGCCUAUGACUGUACCAAUAUCAUCAGGAAGCCUGUGGUCUGCGGGGUCUCCUCGCUAGGCAUUGACCACACCAGCAUCCUGGGCGACACCAUUGAGAAGAUUGCCUGGCAGAAGGCCGGGAUCUUCAAGCCUGGAGUGCCGGCGUUCACUGUACCGCAGCCGGAGCGGUCGCUAGAGGUUUUGAGGGAACGCGCCCAGAAGAACUCGAGCCCGCUGUACCUGUGCCCUGACUUGGAUGCCUUUGAGGACGGCGACACGCCCCUUCAGCUGGGCUUGGCGGGAGACCACCAACGCUCAAACGCCGCUCUGGCCCUCCAGCUGUCCCGUUUGUGGCUCGGGCGGCACGGCUACCUGGAUAACGGGCUUUUGAAGGACCCAUGGCCAAGCUCAGAGCUGCCAACGAAGAGGCCUCUACCUGUGGCCCCCGCCUUCAAGCCAGGCAAAGCGAUGGCACAAGGGCUGCAGGCGACGGUGUGGCUGGGCCGCAACCAGGUGCUGCGCCACGGCCCCGUGACGUGGUACAUCGACGGAGCCCACACCACCAGCAGCAUCCAGGCCUGCGUCCGCUGGUUUCGCCAGGCGGCCUUCAAUGAAGAAAAACCCGCAGACGGCUCCGAGGUCCGCGUGCUGCUCUUUAACGUGACGGGGGACCGGGACACGGCCGCCUUGCUCAAACUGCUGCUGCCUUGCCAGUUCGACUAUGCCGUUUUCUGCCCCAAUUUCACUGAGGUGUCUACUGUGGGGAAUGCAGACCAGCAGAACUUCAACGUCACGCUGGAAAACGUCCUGACCCGCUGCCUGCAGAACCAGAGCCACUGGAACCGCCUGAUGGAGGCGAAGGGGGGCCAAGACCCGUGGCUGUCCGUCUCGACCGAGGUGGAGGGGGUGGGCGGGUGGCUGAAGCAGGCCCCCCUGCACGGGCCCCCGCUCUUCGUUCCCCCCUCGGCCCGCCCGCUCAACUCCAACUCCUUGGUCUUCCCCUGCAUCUCCCACGCCUUGCAGUGGAUCACCCAGGGCAGGGACCUGCACUUCCAGCCCCCGGCCCCCAGGGGGCUCCACCUUCACCCCGUGGCCAGCAGCGGGGCCGUCCUGCUGAAGGAGGCGGUGGCCAUCCGGGUCCUGGCGACGGGCAGCCUGCACCUGGUGGGGGGCGUCUUGAAGUUGCUCGACCCGUCUCUUUCGCAGUAGAGGGGGUGCCCCGGCCGGAACUGCGUGCGCUGCCUACUUGAAGCCUUGGCAGGCGGGGGCAUUCGCCUGCUGCGAACCUCCGCCGCAGUGGGGGCGUGCCUUGCCUGUCCCCCACACAGAGAUUGCUGGGGAACGUGGCCCGGCGGCAUCCUGCUGGAACGCGCAUUGCGGCGAAGCGUUUCGCCUCGAGCACCGAAGGGCUCGUGCUCCAGGUACAGUCCAUCCGCAAGCCCAGAGGAGCAGUCUCGAGACGCUUGCCCUCUUCUUUCUCCGUACGGUUGCCCUACAAGCCCGGCGCGCUGUGAACUCGAGAGCCCUCGGGCCAAGCAAGGGCCGCGCUGCCGCUUCUCGACAGACUGCGCUGCGCCUCUCCUCUGCCUGAGCGAGCCGAGGCACCGACUGGCGGCCUUCGACGGAUGACUCCUACGUGCCUUUUUAUCUGCCUCGUUCCUUCGCCAGCCCAUCCUCUGUAUACUUUGUCGGUGCCUCCUGCUGCUGCGUGGGAUAUGUGCGUGGGAUGGCGGGCCGAUGUCUUCAGGCGUCUCACUGCCUGCUCUUCAGUGCUUUGGGGGGGGGGGCUCUGGGGCGCUCUGACUCUAGCUCUGUCCCCUUUUAAAAGCCCACCCAGGCUAAGAACCAUAGCCUUGUUUUUCUUUGUUCCCGGCUUCCAAGGAAGUGAUUUCUGGGGUUCACCAGGGACGUUCCUCCAGGUUAGCAAGUCAUCUUCGGGCCCUGUGAUGCGUCCUUGUUUGGGGGAGUUGGUCUAUUUGCAUGCUGCUCACACCCCUUUGCUGUGGACACAUGCCACAGCAGAAGGACUCGCACAUAGGGUGUCCUGGAGCUGCCUUGGGCCUGCUGUUUUGGGGGCAGCUGGAUGGCUGUCACCAUGUUCUCAGUAACGUUCCCAGUAACCGGCUGCCAAGACCACUCACAAGUGUAGGGCAGUGAUCAGUCUGGCCACUGGAGGGCGCUGUUGGUUCAUGAAAAAGACCCCUUAGGCAGUGGGGGCCAGGUGUUCUGACUCCAUCCCCCCCGCCCUCCUAGCGGUGAAUGCCCCCAGAGAAUUGCUGCUCAUCACCCUACAGGCGCCAUUGCCACCUUCACCUGGGCGUCCCCUCUCCCUUUCCACCCUGCUGGAACAUCUGUCCUGUCUUGGGACUCCAACUCCCAUCAGCCCCAGUCAGCACAGAUGGGAGUUGUAGUCCAACAUUAUCUGUAGGGCUGCAGAUUCCCCUCCCCGUCCAGUUAGAGUUGACUUCCCCAGCCUGGUGGCUGUGAGAUGUUUUGGACUACAAUUCCCAUCAACCCUGACUAUUGGCCAUCCUGACUGGGACUGAUGGGAGAUACUCUCUCUGCAAAAGCAUCUGGGUCAGGGAAGGCUGAGUUAGAGCAGCGGUGAAUUGGAUUUGAGGAGCAAAAUGUGGAGCUCAGAUCCGGUGGGGAUGGGGGACACUUCGACCAAUGCUGGAAUACAUUUUAUAAGAGUUCAGACGACAUGAUCUCUCACCGUCAAGGAUUGAGUGUAGGUUGUUGUUGAAACGUGUGAUAUGUUGCCUGAACCCAGCCGUGAUAACAAACCAUGGUUUAAACAACCCACGGUUCACAACCCAACAACAAACCAUAGGUUCUUUUCAUGGGUUGUUUGUGGUUCACAAGCAGUGGUUUGUUAGCGUGGCUGGGUUCAGGUAACACGAUAACCCAAGGUUCAACAACAAACCACACUUGAACACUUGAAUGUGGGUUAGCGUGUUGUGUGAACCCCAGUCAGAGACUUGGACAUUUAAAAACAAUAACCUGAUUCAUUCAUGCAGCCAUUCCUUAUGGGACUGUAACACCUCUUGAACGUACAGAGGCCUGCAUGCCAAUUACCACCUCUGUGCCGGGGGGAAACUUGCUAUCUUCUCUCCGUUGUGUUAGGUCUACGCGUGCUUUUGAUGGACCUUUUCCACUCUGUGCACUCCUGAGGUGCACAGAUGUCUGGUAAAUCUUCCAUUUUGACAUCUGCCCAGCACAGGGGGUGUUUAGAAUGAUUGUGCUGUUAGGGGAACCCUUAAUUAUCAUAGAGGUGACACGUGGGGGGGGGGGAGAGAAAAAGAAAAAUGCAAAAUCUAUGUUCGCCGUGGUGGGGUGGGGGCUCUUUCCCAAACGGCUUUCCUGCGUUAACGCUUUUCGUGUCCUUUUUACCGAGGCAGACGCACGCGAAACAGUAACCUACCGCAAUUCAUCCGUGCGAAGAUUUUCUUUCGCAUGGUGCUAGCAGGAAGCCAUAUAUCCUGGUUGACAGAAAGCGUUCCUGGUUGACAACCAGUUUGGAUGUUAAUGUUUACACACACCCUCCCCUUCAGAACAUCCCUCCCUCCAAAGUCUCGUCCUGGUCGGCAAAGUUGACCAAGAGUUGGACUUUUUGGAUCCAUGCACAUUUCGAAUUGCAAAAAUAAAAAAUGUGUGCUUGAUACAGGUGGGGUGGCGGAGGUUAGAGCGACUGCAUUGCCUUAGAGCAAAAUCCUUCUUGUCUGCCAUCUUCUCAGCCAAUACAAUGGGACCAGUAUGUGAAUGGCAGGGUUUGCGAAUCCGCCCUGGGUAUCACAAUCUUCUCCCUUCGUUUGUGGUUUCAGGAUGUCCUUUCCUUUCCCGGUCAGGUCCCGUGAAAAAUCUCACCCGUUUCAAUUUCCCCUUUAAGGAUCCUUGAAAGAUGCAAUUGGAAUCCAAACCUCUCUCAUCCUGCACUGAUCAAAAUGGCGGUUCUAAAUUCUUGGGGUGUGUGUGUGUCUUUUCACCUUUGGAGGGCACAUAUCAGAUUGUGACGGACUGCUUUUAAAUAGUUAUAUUUCUCCUCUGUUUUCUGGGUCUCUCCCCCCCCUGCCACCUUGUCUAAAGGGACAGGAAGCUUAGGGUGCGAUCCUGUGCAUGUUUAGACUGCCGUAAGCUGUAGGCCUUGUUUUCCCCCCCUGUCUAAACAUGCAUAGAUUUGUCCCAUUAAAAGACUUUAUAUAAGAAGUAAUUUAUCUCAGAACAGUGGUUUUAUUUUUAUUUUCCUAGUUUUUAAAUUAAAUCUUUUUAACAGUUUUUAAAGUUUGACUUUUGGGGGGAGGAGGGUACGCCUUUAUAAAAGUGAUUUACUGUACAUUUUGGGAUAAUAAAAAACGGAUGCUCUAAAUAAAGAACCGUCUGACUAGAAGGC
Messenger RNA from Elgaria multicarinata webbii, 4940 nucleotides. It is a transcript of the gene FPGS, whose product is annotated as folylpolyglutamate synthase. The record is from RefSeq and is a predicted model, not a curated record. Gene Ontology annotation, cellular component: cytoplasm; cytosol; mitochondrion. Gene Ontology annotation, molecular function: tetrahydrofolylpolyglutamate synthase activity; ATP binding. Bases 62 to 1759 code for a protein of 565 amino acids. Gene Ontology annotation, biological process: tetrahydrofolylpolyglutamate biosynthetic process. Lineage: Eukaryota; Metazoa; Chordata; Lepidosauria; Squamata; Anguidae. The transcript has 15 exons.